This is a messenger RNA of Caenorhabditis sp. 36 PRJEB53466, 1510 nucleotides long. Lineage: Eukaryota; Metazoa; Nematoda; Chromadorea; Rhabditida; Rhabditidae. The record is from the annotation of a GenBank genome assembly.
AUGUCGCGUCAAAUUCCUCUGGUGACCAAAAAAGAAAUCAUCUAUCGUCGAAGCUUUAUUGAUGAUGUGAGUCCAUCAUUCGUGAUUGUUGUCAUCUGUCAUUGUAUUCCAGCACAAUGAUCGUUUUGAAAGUGUGAUGAGAAACCCGACGGGCCACCCUCAAAAGAGACCGGACCAAGAACGCUCACAGAAUGUCAAUGUGAGCCAUACCUACCACUCGGAUCUGGAAACGGAUGUAAGAAAGAAGGAGAAAUGCGUAUCUAAUUUUAAAUCAAGAUUCUUUUCAGUACCAACUCGCAAAGAUCAACAGAAAGCUGGACAAUAUCAUCGACUUUCUUCGCAACCCGUCGGUGAAGGUAAACUUUUCGGAACAAACUUCCUAUUGUUCCAAAGAUGUGCUCUUUUCAGAAAGAAAAUGAAGACAAGAGCAAUGUUGACAACGGACGUCAGGAGCAAACACGUCAAUACCAGGACAUCUGUGAUCGCAUCACUAAACUGGAGGCUGAGUUGACGGUAAACACUGAGGUUUUCUUCGAACCAGUAAGAAAAUGUUUCUCUUUAGGGAAAGAACGUGAAUACCUCUUCACUUCAAGCAGAAAUUCUUGAAUUGACCAAGAAGAUUCACGAGUUGUCGGGUGCUCAGGAUGAUUUCCGUGCUCGCUUGGUUAUUAACAACAUGGUCGGAGAGGAUAUUGAUGAGCUACUGAAGGUCAUCAACGAGACGCGUCGGGACUUGGAGGAGAAAAUCGGCAACACCAAGCGGCUGGGUGAUGGGAACUACGUUCACCUGGAAGAUAAGGUAGCUGCCGUAUCUCCUGUUUCUUGAGAAAAACUGUUUUUCUUCCAGCUCGACGGCUACUUCCGCAACCAACAAGGGGUUCAGCGCCAAGUUGAUCAUCUUCUGGACAUUCUGGCCCAUAAAUCUCAUCCAAACUCCGAUACUCCUUCGAGAUCCGCAUCUGCCCUUGGAAAGGAUGGGUAAGAAACACAAAAAAGAAAUUUCAUCCGUUGCAAUGUCGAAUUUUCAGCGUUUCCCGCUCUUCCUCGAAAGCCACGAGCAUCAAGCAAACUCUCGUUCUCCCGACUUCCCGUUCUCCGCCACCAAAGGCUGUGAGUGAGGUCAGCUACGUUUCCACUCCGCCCAGAACCGAGCGUUCGGAAUCUCAAAAGACCAAGAGCACUGUCAUCUCCUCAAACACGAUCUCGAGCAUCGGAAGCUCGAAAAAGGGUACGCGAUCGGCUCCACCGCCACCAAGACCACCCCUGAAGCCAGCGAGAAGCAUGGCCUUUGAAGUGCUCGAAAAGACAAAGAGCAUCGAGACUCUCAGUAAGACCUUUCCUUCUGAAAGAAUACUGUUAUUUUCCUUUUUCAGACAACAUCUACUAUGCUGCCCACCCGAUGACUCUCUCCGAAAUUUCCACCUCAUCGGAAAGCUACAUCGCUCCUCUGACUGUCAACGAUCGCCGCAACUCGCAACCGGCAAACAUCUAUCUUACCAAGAAAUAUUAA